AUGUUGUGCAGUCUUGAACUUAUGCACUCGCUUUCUGUCGCAGGUUGCCUCUGCCUGCCUCCGCUGCCAUCUUGGCAAUUGUCAGUGAAAUGGUUGGGGACUGAAAUACAAAAUAAAACGGUGGAAGUCGCUAGAAACUUGCUGUGCUACGUCUGGAGGUCGACCUCCAAAAACCUCGAACCACCUUACAAGAACCCCUGCCAGAACGAUUGGCCCGAGGAGCUCAAGAAGUACGUCGUUCCGGGAGUCGUGUAUACCAAACGAGCCUGCGACGAGUACUGCUAUCAAGUGCACAUCUUUGAGACGUGCGGCUGCCGCUCCUACAAUCAUAUCCGGGUCCUGGAGCCACGCGUCAUGGAAUCACCGGUCUGUCCCGACAUGCUAAAAGGUGACUGUGAAAGGGCGGUUGAAGCUCAGAUCCUCCAGAAACUUAUCACCUGCAAAUGUCUUACUGCGUGCGAGAUUCAUUACUACGACACCUCUCCGAGCAGUCUUGCUUGGGCUAGUCACCUGGUGAAACCAGAAUACAUUCUACAGGAAGAAUCGCCGGAUCGGAAAAAAAUUCACGCCAGGAUUCAGAUCUACAUGAAGACCACCAAGGUUCUCUUGAGGCGCAAGGAGCCCAAGUCCACGGUAGCCAGUCUUUUCCGGAGCAUCGGCGGCCUGAUGGGCGUCUACUUGGGUUAUUCUUCGCUCCACAUCUUCCACGUGCUCGACGUUCUUGUCGACGGUGCCUGGUCCAGCCUCUCCAGGAUCCUGGCGCGAAGACGCCGCGACCGCGAAGCACGCCAGGAAUUUCACACUAAGUCCCUCGGCGAUGAAUAUGUACUGACCCGUUUUCAGUAAACUCUUCACUAUGUGCAA
This is a messenger RNA of Ixodes scapularis (black-legged tick), 864 nucleotides long. RefSeq names its product amiloride-sensitive sodium channel subunit alpha. The transcript is spliced from 9 exons. Gene Ontology annotation, molecular function: ligand-gated sodium channel activity. The record is from RefSeq and is a predicted model, not a curated record. Gene Ontology annotation, cellular component: membrane. Gene Ontology annotation, biological process: sodium ion transmembrane transport. Lineage: Eukaryota; Metazoa; Arthropoda; Arachnida; Ixodida; Ixodidae. The coding region runs from base 1 to 846 and encodes 281 amino acids.